Molecule: messenger RNA, 984 nt
Organism: Talaromyces proteolyticus
Lineage: Eukaryota; Fungi; Ascomycota; Eurotiomycetes; Eurotiales; Trichocomaceae
Exons: 1
Coding region: 1-984 (327 amino acids)
Source: RefSeq, a predicted model, not a curated record
AUGAUUGCUAUGACAUGUGUCAUUUUUCCACUGGAUUUAUGCCAUGACUACUCUACCCCGGGAUCAUCACACUGUACAUGUUUCAUUCCAUGGAAGUCCUCACGACUGUCCCUAUCCGACACAGAGAAGCCCACCGAAUUAACCGACAUGCUUGAUCCCAUAAACACGCUGAGCAACCAGUCAGCAGAGAACCAGCUUGACAACAUCAUUGACUCCUACGACCAACGACCUGAUAGGACUAUCCCCGAUCCAGACUCACCCUCUGGUGAAGAGCCGACUCUCUUGGUCGAAGAUAUUCUCAAACAAGAUGAGGCGCGUAGCUUUUAUUUUGACUUUGAAGAGUCCGACCAAGACGAUGCCAAAAGUGCCUCGAGCCAAUAUUCUCGAUCCAUUCAUGAUCGCUUAAGGUCCAGCUCAAAAGUAACUGAGCAAGCUCAAUUGAAUGGCCUCCCAGCCGUGCCGCCACUUCCAAGUAAUUUUGCACCACCAAACUUCUCGAUCAGACCACUGGCACUGCAACACCUCAAUUACAGGGUCUCUGACGUUACUUCUUUCAGCUCUUCUUUCACCUUCAAGCAAUGUAAAGCAUGCAAACAUAUAAAAGAGGCAAACGAGGUAGUACGGUUUCAUUGCUCUGACGAAUACUGCCAUAACUGCGCCAGUAACCUCCUUUUGAAAUCUACUCUUCGGACAGUAUUCACCCCGCCGCACUGCUGUGGCCAGGAGAUAUCGCUGCCUUUAUUCCAGCCCUGCAUUGACAAAGAAACAGAGUUAUAUCUAAGAGGAAAGUAUAUGGAGUAUCAUGGCAAAAAUAGGACAGAGAGUGCAUGUGCCGUUAAGGGAAAUGAAGAAUUGGAGCCCUCUCAAGUUAUAAGAAGGAACCAGAAUAUUACCGAGCAGGAAAGAUGGCAGCAAUGCCAUAUCUGUCAUCGACUAAUUGAGUGUAAAUAUUGCCGCAGCUAUAGCUGCAGUCGCACCUUGUAA